AUGGCUGUAGCAAAUUUAUCUUAUCACAACAAGAGUUUGAGUGGUUACCUUGGCACAACACAAAGUGUUAAAUGGCAGGUGCAACACCAUAUGGAUGAGAAGGAGCAAGAAGAGGAGCAAAAUAUCUUACUCUCACCAUUUGAGAAAGUUAUUUAUGACAUGAAGAAUAGCAAGAAAGUAAAAAAUGAACUGAUGCUUGGAAAAAGGAUUGGAUUUUACCAACUCCGUGGAGAAAUUGGUACUGGGAACUUCUCCAAAGUGAAGCUUGGAAUACACUGCUUAACAAAAGACAAGGUAGCAAUUAAAAUCAUGAAUAAAAAGCAAGUAACCCAGAAUUCACAACAACUGUUCAUAAAUGAAAUUCUGUGUAUGGAGCAACUUCAUCAUCCAAAUAUCAUCCGGCUGUAUGAGAUGCUGGAAACACAAUCUCGACUGUACCUGGUCUUGGAGUAUGCAGAUGGAGGGGAUCUUUUCACCAAGAUCUCCACAAAUGGACGUUUCUCAGAAUAUGAGAGUAAAUUUAUAUUUAUUCAGAUUGUAUCGGCUGUUAAACACAUGCAUGACAACAAUGUGAUCCAUCGGGAUCUCAAGGCAGAAAAUGUGUUCUACUCAGCUGCUAAUUGUGUGAAGUUGGGUGACUUUGGCUUCAGUGCUGUGUGUCCUUUGUCGGAACCCUUAAACACUUCUUGUGGCUCUCCUCCAUAUGCAGCGCCAGAGCUCUUUAAAGAAAAUAGCUACUUUGGAAUUCACGUGGACAUCUGGGCUCUGGGCAUCCUACUGUACUUCAUGGUGACGGCAACCUUGCCUUUCCAUGCGGAAACUGUCAGGAAGCUGAAAAAGUGCAUUUUACUAGGAUCGUACACAAUUCCAGCCUAUGUAUCAGAUCCCUGCCAGAAAUUAAUUCAUGGAAUUCUUCAAACUGUUCCAACAAACCGCUUCACCCUGGCCAACAUCCUGGACAGUCCAUGGCUGAAGGGAAUGGAAUGUCCUGAGCCAUACCAACCAUUCCACUUGAAUCCGGCACACCUAGCCAGUUCUCUCCCUCUAAACGAAGAGGAAAAGGAGGUGAAGAAUGCAUUGAGGCGCCUGGGAAUCACAGAGGAGCACAUCUGCAAUAAUACUCAUUGGGACUGUCACAGUCCCAUCACUGGGACUUACCGCAUCCUUCUCCACCGGAGCCAGAAGCGGCGCUAUUCAGAGGGUCCUGCCAUGAUGAACAAUUGUCCUGCAAAAGGGAGGCUGAAUGAAAACAGGAAGAAGCAUCUCAAAGCACGUGCACAAACUUCACGGAUGUGUCUGAUUCUGUAG
Molecule: messenger RNA, 1308 nt
Organism: Rhincodon typus (whale shark)
Lineage: Eukaryota; Metazoa; Chordata; Chondrichthyes; Orectolobiformes; Rhincodontidae
Product: serine/threonine-protein kinase NIM1-like
Exons: 3
Coding region: 1-1308 (435 amino acids)
Biological process (GO): microtubule cytoskeleton organization; protein phosphorylation; intracellular signal transduction
Cellular component (GO): cytoplasm
Molecular function (GO): ATP binding; tau-protein kinase activity; protein serine/threonine kinase activity
Source: RefSeq, a predicted model, not a curated record